Molecule: messenger RNA, 1734 nt
Organism: Grus americana (Whooping crane)
Lineage: Eukaryota; Metazoa; Chordata; Aves; Gruiformes; Gruidae
Gene: CDC20
Product: cell division cycle 20
Exons: 11
Coding region: 21-1589 (522 amino acids)
Biological process (GO): anaphase-promoting complex-dependent catabolic process; positive regulation of anaphase-promoting complex-dependent catabolic process; positive regulation of ubiquitin protein ligase activity
Cellular component (GO): anaphase-promoting complex
Molecular function (GO): protein binding; anaphase-promoting complex binding; ubiquitin ligase activator activity
Source: RefSeq, a predicted model, not a curated record
AGCGGCCGCGCGGGGUUUAAAUGCUGCCACGGAGUAGGGCUGCGCGAGUUUCAACUGCAGGGUGGAGCGCCAUGGCGCAGUUCGUGUUUGAGGCGGACCUGCACGGGCUGCUGAAGCUGGACACGCCGAUCCCUAACGCGCCGCCCGCGCGGUGGCAGCGCAAGGCCAAGGAGAGUGGCGCACCCGGGCCCAGCCCUGCCGCCGGCAUGUCACCCAUGAAGCCGGCCAAUCGCUCCCACAGCUCCAGCAAGACGCCGUCCAGGACACCUGGUAAAUCUGGAUCCAAAAUCCAGAGCACUCCAACAAAGGCUGGGGGGGAUCGCUACAUUCCCAACCGGAGCACUAUGCAGAUGGAGGUGGCAAAUUUCCUCCUAACCAAAGAGAAUGACCCUGCUGAGGAGUCCCCUACCAAGAAGGAGCAACAGAAAGCCUGGGCAGUGAAUCUGAAUGGCUUUGAUAUAGAAGAGGCAAAGAUACUCCGCCUCAGUGGAAAGCCACAGAAUGCUCCAGAAGGCUAUCAGAAUAACCUGAAAGUGCUCUACAGUCAGAAAAUGACACCUGGAUCCAGCAGGAAGAAUGGCAGAUACAUUCCCUCAAUGCCAGACCGGAUCCUGGAUGCACCGGAAAUCCGCAAUGACUAUUAUUUGAAUCUCAUUGACUGGAGCUCUCAGAACUUCCUGGCAGUGGCUCUGGACAACUCUGUCUAUCUAUGGAAUCACACCUCUGGGGAGAUAAUCCAGCUGCUGCAGAUGGAGCAUCCAGAUGAUUAUGUUUCCUCUGUGUCAUGGAUCAAAGAAGGAAACUACCUUGCUGUUGGCACAAGUAAUGCUGAGGUCCAGCUAUGGGACAUACAGCAGCAGAAACGUCUCCGAAAUAUGACCAGCCAUUCUUCCCGUGUGGGGUCCCUCAGCUGGAACAGCUACAUCCUCUCCAGUGGGGCACGGACUGGCCACAUCCACCACCACGAUGUCAGAGUGGCUGAGCAUCAUGUGGCCACACUUGCUGGCCACACACAGGAAGUGUGUGGACUCAAGUGGUCUCUAGAUGGCCGCUACCUGGCCAGUGGUGGCAAUGACAACCUGGUGAACAUCUGGCCAUGCACCCAGGGGGACAGUGGAGACUUUGCUCCUGUACAGACCUUCACUCAACACCAGGGUGCUGUCAAGGCUGUGGCAUGGUGUCCGUGGCAGUCAAAUGUUCUAGCCACUGGAGGUGGGACUAGUGACAGACAUAUCCGCAUCUGGAAUGUGUGUUCUGGCACUUGCCUCAGUGCUGUUGAUGCCCAUUCCCAGGUCUGUUCUAUCCUAUGGUCAACAAACUACAAAGAGUUCAUUUCAGGCCAUGGCUUUGCACAGAAUCAGCUGGUCAUAUGGAAGUAUCCAACGAUGGCCAAGGUCACUGAGCUGCGAGGUCACACUGCCAGGGUCUUAAACCUGACUAUGAGCCCUGAUGGUGCAACAGUGGCCUCAGCAGCUGCUGAUGAAACACUGCGGCUCUGGCGCUGUUUUGAGAUGGACCCCAUAAAGAAGAAGGAGAAAGAGAAGGCAAACAGUGCCAAAAGCAGCAUCAUUCACCAGGGCAUCCGAUGAGUGUGCAGGGCUGUUGUGGGGAGGGGGGGGAAUUUGGCUUAUAUACUGUACAGUAUUUUAAAUGUUAAUAAAUUGCUUCAAUUUGACUUUUUUUAAUUGAGUGUGACUGGAAAAAAAGGCCAUGGCUCACAGAACCAAGCUGUUC